This is a messenger RNA of Anoplophora glabripennis (Asian longhorned beetle), 1607 nucleotides long. RefSeq names its product involucrin-like. The record is from RefSeq and is a predicted model, not a curated record. Bases 31 to 1548 code for a protein of 505 amino acids. The transcript is spliced from 7 exons. Lineage: Eukaryota; Metazoa; Arthropoda; Insecta; Coleoptera; Cerambycidae.
AAAUAAUAUUUGCCUCAAGAAUAUUCCACGAUGCCCGAACUGGGCGAACAAAUGUACUGCUCCGAGCAGAUUUGCAUCCCACCCGCAUUUCCUUACCUCCUGAGGCAAUUCGCGAAAGCUGCCAUAAGGACACAACCCUCGGAUCUGCUAAGAUGGUCCACGGCCUACUUCCGUUGCUUGUCACUCAACAUCCCUCCACCCGUAAAACCUAGGCUGGAAUAUCCCAUACCACGCGACUACUGCGGGGUGACACCAGGCUGGUUGAAGGCCCUCAUGUACCAGCUGCAGAACAACCUGACGAUCUCCUUUAAAAUACUUUGGGACAGGUGGACCGGCGCCUGUUUGGAGCACAGUACGCUCAUCCAGAUCUUGUGUCUAGGCGGGUUCACCGAUCCCGAAGCCAUACCCUGGUUCAGGUUCAUAGGUCUCUGUGCUGCACAUUUGACAGAUGAUUUGACGCACACCAUGAUCCUAAUUUGUGAGAUCAUGACGGAAGAGCCAGACGGAGGGUCUGCCAUGGUUCCCUUGGAAACCUUCACCGAUUUGUACAAGUUUUUGGCGGCGAUAGACGCUUCGAAGCCCCAGGUGCUGAAAAACUACUACUUCACUGACGCCCUCUUGACCCUGUGGAAGGAAGCUGCCGAGAAAGAAGAGGGACAAGGGAGGGAGGUUAAGGAGGAAAGCAUAAGCGAGGAAGAAAGUGUUAAAACGGAGAUAUGUGAGGAAACUGAAGAGGAGGUUUUACAGAAAACAGAUAGCAAGGAAGUAAUUUCCUGUCCCAGUAUAGCUGGAGACGACGAUUUCUCCAUGAACUAUCACGUGGAUGUGGGUUCAAAAGAAGCUUCGGAAGAGGGAGAACAAGAAGGGAUGACCGACCUAGGAGAGGCCCCUGAGGAGACAAAAGCCAACGCCGAGGAAGAAGCGCCUGGAGAAGAAGAAGAGGAAAUAAAGGAAGAACAAGAAGGCGAAGAGGAAGAGGAAAAGGAAGCAGCUCAUCCAGACGAAGAAGAAGGCAAGCCCGAUGCGGUUGAAGAGGAAUUCGAAAAGACGAAAGUCGAGGCGUUGCCAGCUGGAGAGAAAGCAGCCGGUUCUGUGAACACCGUGCAAGAGCAGCCCAAGGUCAUGCCACAAGACGUCGUCGAGGACGACAGGACCUUAAAGGAGGACCUUGCCAGACUCCAGAUCUUGCAGACGGAGAUGGCGGGCGAGAGCGACACCGAAAUCGAGGAGUUUAAGUGCAGGUUGAUCGACGAGAUGCCGCUGACCAAGUCCCAGGAGGAGGCUGUGCUGCAUUUCAAGGACGAUCAGACCAAGAGCCUGUCGGAGAGCGUCGAUUUGAAGAGCGAAGUCGUGGAGGAGGAAGAGGAGGAUAAGUCGGAAGAAGUCACUGUAAACGCCGUGGUCGGUAUAGGACCCGUAGUACCCGAAGAGUUGGUCAAUGCUGUUUGUAAGUACAUGAAAAGGGUUGCUUCCCUGCAGCAUGGGAUGAUUAUGCCAAGGAAUAUCAGGCACUACAACUGCCCACCAUUGGAAGUUUUGGAGUACUGAAGGGGUCUUUACUAGAAAAAAUAUUUACCUUAUCUAAAUUAUACUUAUGUAAAAGAUUU